Suillus bovinus is the source of this 189-nucleotide messenger RNA. RefSeq lists its product as uncharacterized. The record is from RefSeq and is a predicted model, not a curated record. The transcript has a single exon. The annotation marks the transcript as partial. NCBI's taxonomy places the organism in Eukaryota, Fungi, Basidiomycota, Agaricomycetes, Boletales, Suillaceae.
GACCAAGAUGUUGUUUCAAUAUCUGCAACUGGCUCCAGAAAAACAUUGACAUUUUGGAUGCCUCUAUUAUUCCACCCCCAAGGAAUACAGAUUGUUGUCACUCCCCUCAACAUUCUCGGUACCCAGAAUGUUGCUGCAUUGGAGAAAUCGUGUAUCAAGGCACUUGCACUACAUGCCGAGACUGCAACU